CGUCCUGCCCAGUGGAGCCCUGAAAUCCUUAAAAGCAGCUCACUGCUGCUCUCCUCUCACUUCACUUUGCUGCAGUCGGAGCUCGUCUGGACUUUGGGAACAGUACUGUUAUUUUAACUGCAUUUUCCAGCUGCAAACAUGGCUCAGAUCAACAUCUGCCUCAAACGCAUCUUCACUGUUUUCAACAUAUUCUUCAUCGUUGUUGGUGGAGUGGCCAUCGCCCUCGCUCUGUGGUGCCAGUUCUUCAUGAACAUUCGAGGAGGACACAACCUGGAGGGUCGCGCCACCCAGCUCUUCUUCUUCUACAUGGUGGGCUGCAUCACCAUGAUGAUCGCUGUGCUGGGAGCCUACGGAGCCCACAAGGAGAGCAAAGUGGCCCUGAUCAUGUUCCUGGUGUUUAUGGUCAUUGGAUCCCUGCUGAUGCUCAUAAUUGGAAUCCCUGCUGCCAUCAUUUAUCCUCAGCUCAAAGGCAUUGCAAAGGAGACCUUCAGUGGGUUUGUGCCUCUGGACAAAUCUUCAGAGGAUGUGAGGAACAUGGCUGAGGGCAUUCAGGAGAAGUUUCACUGCUGUGGUCUGUUCAGCUACAACGACUGGGAGAACAUCCCCGACUCCUGUGUGUGCAGCCAGGAGGAGGAGAAGGAGGGCAAGUGUCAGACUGUCGAAAACAACACUUUCAUGCUGCAGAGAAAGUCCGUCUACACUAAGACCUGCUUUCCCACCAUCAUGGACUACAUCCAGUUUAUUAGCAAAAUCGGUCUUGCAGUAAGCUUCACUCUGGCUGUUCUAGCUCUGCUUGGCAUGAUUCUGUCCUCCAUCAUGAUCCACCAGCUGUAUUACCCCAACAGAGCCACCAUCAUGGUCUCCGUGAUGCCACCAAAAUACAAGGAGCUGCACAACUACCCGGCAUACUAGCCAAAGUACGAUGCAUUUUUUUUCUUUCAUAGAGUCCUGUUUUUUGUUUUCUUGAAUUUCAAAGUGAAAUAUUUUUCAAGCAGCAUGAAAAAUUUCACUGCUUUUCUGAUGCAUAGAAAUUGUUCUUUUCAUGUGACUUUUUCUGUUUGUGUUGAAAAAAAAAAAAGUUUUUAAAUUCAAAAUGGGAUACAUAUCACCUAUGCCUACAGCUGCAUUCGAUCCAUUUUUCUUCCUCUCUCGUUGUCCCUCCUUGUUCGUCAUUGAGUUGGCUGUAGAGCAGGUCAUCUGCUAAUUGGAUGGUUGUUGGUUCAAUCUCUGUGUGCUCUAGUCUGGAGUUCUUACCAAGGUGUCCUUGGGCAAGUUACUGAACCCCAACUUGGUCUCUGAUGCAUCUAUUGGCAUGUGAACGUUAAAAAGCAGAAUACAAGCAGAAUACACUGUGUAUAGUGCUUUCAGUACUCGAGUAGCAAAGCCACUGAAGGAGUAUGGGACCUGGCAUAUGUGCUUGGACCGUGAUAGAUUGUCUUUCUCUGUGGCACAUGAGAGAGUCAUGCAUCGUCUGUCACUGGGAAGGAUAGAAGACCAGAUCAAUGUUUCCUCACAUUACUGCAAAUAUCCCUCUGUCUCAGCUGACUCCUCUUUCUUGCUUGAUUUGCUUGAUUCUUUGUGUUCAUCAUAAUUGAAAUGGAAGAUGUGUAGUCCUCUGACACACCUUCUAUUUGAGUUUCACAUUCUGAAAAUUCAAGAAACUUCAAGAAGCCCAGUCACUUUCUUUCCAAGCUCCUCAGACUACCAUGUCCUGGAUGCCUGAGAACCUACUUGAACAUAGUUCAGAUUCUUCAUCACUUUUCUUCACUUCAUAACCUUGUUCCACUUCUGCAGGUGGGUGAUGUGCUUUUUCAGAGAAAGGGUAGCAUGUGCUCUAAAUAUUGACAAUAUUUUCUUUAUCUUCUAACCCUGGAUCUUCCUGAACAUUGAUUCUCCCUCCUCAUUAUACUAGAGGACAGUAUAUGCUUUGUUCUACUGGUCAUUGCUUUGCACAACAUGGUAAAAAAAAGUAUGCUCAUCAAAGUAUGCAAAUCUCUAGUGCAAUGAAGGCUUGUGAGCGCACUUUCUGUGUAUGUAUUAUUGUAGGGUCUACCUUACAAUACGAAGCACCUUGAUGUGACUGUUGUUGUGAUUUGGCGCUGUAUAAAUAAAAUUUCAUUGAAUAUAGA
Oreochromis niloticus (Nile tilapia) is the source of this 2129-nucleotide messenger RNA. Its product is annotated as tetraspanin-8. Gene Ontology annotation, cellular component: plasma membrane. The transcript is spliced from 9 exons. The record is from RefSeq and is a predicted model, not a curated record. NCBI's taxonomy places the organism in Eukaryota, Metazoa, Chordata, Actinopteri, Cichliformes, Cichlidae. The coding region runs from base 139 to 912 and encodes 257 amino acids.